Osmerus eperlanus (European smelt) is the source of this 4130-nucleotide messenger RNA. RefSeq names its product solute carrier family 12 member 10, tandem duplicate 1 (gene slc12a10.1). Bases 39 to 3149 code for a protein of 1036 amino acids. NCBI's taxonomy places the organism in Eukaryota, Metazoa, Chordata, Actinopteri, Osmeriformes, Osmeridae. Gene Ontology annotation, molecular function: sodium:potassium:chloride symporter activity. Gene Ontology annotation, biological process: potassium ion homeostasis; chloride ion homeostasis; potassium ion import across plasma membrane. The transcript is spliced from 27 exons. The record is from RefSeq and is a predicted model, not a curated record. Gene Ontology annotation, cellular component: apical plasma membrane.
AAGAUAAUCGCAAAGUAACAAGAUUCCCGGGGCCGAUAAUGGGGCAGCACCCAUCGAGACGCACGGAGAUCGACCUGGAGGCAUUACCUCCACCUCCAUUCUGCGCUCCCUCGCGGUACUCCCCUCACAGAUUUGAUAAAAACAGCGUGUCCAUGGCCGAGGGACUUCCAGGUGACGUUCACAACGCACCGCCAAACUGCCUCAGCUCAGACACCGAAUUUACCGACAAAGCCUCUGAACGAGACUUCAGACGGCCGUCCAUCUACAGCACCAUAGACGCUGUACCGCAGCUGGAUUUCUACGCCAACUCGUUGGCGGGGCGGAAUCGACGGAAAAGGCCUUCUCUGGAUAUCCUUCGGAGAUCGUUUGAGGUAAGACUUAUAAACAACACAACACCCGCAGGUCCCCCGUCUGUAUCAAUACCUACAGAGUACAGCAUCAAACAGGAAACGGAGGCCUGGAUCCUGAUAGCGUGGGCCCCCAUCAAACCACCUGUGCGCUUUGGCUGGGUGCUCGGAGUGCAGGUUCGAUGCAUGCUGAAUAUCUGGGGGGUCAUCCUCUUCCUGCGCCUGUCGUGGAUCACCUCUCAGGCGGGCAUCCUGCUCACGUGGCUCAUCAUCCUCAUGUCGGUCGUCGUGACCUCGAUAACCGCUCUCUCCGUCUCCGCCAUCUCCACCAAUGGGAGAGUCAUAUCAGGGGGCGCCUACUUCGUGAUCUCUCGCACGCUUGGUCCGGAGAUGGGAGGUCCUAUUGGAAUGGUGUUUUCCUUCGCCAACGCCCUCGCCUGCGCUCUGAACACUGUCGGCUUUGCAGAAGUGGUCCGUGACCUGCUUAAGGAGUAUAACGCGACCAUAGUGGAUGACAUCAACGACGUCCGCAUCAUAGGUGUGAUCACCGUGACGAUGCUUCUGCUCAUCUCAUUCGCUGGCAUGGAGUGGGAGGCGAAGACUCAGCUGCUGUUCUUCCUGGUUCUGAUGGUGUCCUUCGCCAACUACAUUGUUGGCACGGUGAUCCCAGCCCCCGUAGAGAAACAGGCAGUUGGGUUCUUCAGCUACCGAAGUGAGAUCUUCCUGGCCAACCUGCUGCCAGACUGGAGAGGACCAGACGGCAGCUUCUUCAGUAUGUUCGCCAUCUUCUUCCCCUCUGCCAUCGGCAUCCUGGCCGGGGUCAACAUCUCUGGAGACCUGAAGGAUCCGGCCUCCGCCAUUCCCAAGGGCACGCUGACAGCCAUAUUCGGGACCACAAUCAGCUACCUGGUCAUCUCUGCCACCGCUGCAUCAUGCGUGGUGCGGGACGCCUCUGGAAACCUGAACGACAGUUUGCCGGCGAACUUCUCGGAGCCGUGUGAGGGCCUGGGCUGCAAGCUGGGCUGGAACUUCACCUACUGUGAGGAGUCACACAACUGCUCCUACGGGCUGGCCAACAGCUUCAAGAUUCUAAGCCUGGCUUCCGGGUUUGGACACCUCAUCACCGCAGGCGUGUUUGCUGCCAGCCUAUCAUCCGCCCUCGCCUUCUUAGUCUCCGCUCCCAAGGUCUUCCAGUGUCUAUGCAGGGACAACAUUUACCCCUACAUCGGGUUCUUUGGAAAGGGUUAUGGGAAGAACGACGAACCCUAUCGAGCCUAUUUGCUCUGCUACAUCAUCGCAGUGGCCUUCAUUUCAAUUGCCGAGCUGAACUUCAUAGCAGCUCUCAUCUCCAACUUCUUCCUCUGCUCCUACGCUCUCAUCAACUUCUCCUGCUUCCACGCUUCCAUCAUGAACUCUCCAGGCUGGAGGCCGUCGUUCCGCUUCUACAACAAGUGGACGGCCCUGUUCGGAGCCACCGUCUCCGUGGUGCUGAUGUUCCUGCUCACCUGGUGGGCGGCUCUGGUCACCUUCUGCAUCAUCUUCUUCCUGCUGGGUUACGUCACCUACAGCAAGCCAGAGCUGAACUGGGGCUCCUCCGUCCAGGCUGGGACCUACAACAUGGCUCUGUCCUACUCCGUGUCUCUGUCAGGAGUGGAGGACCACGUCAAGAACUUCAGACCCCAGUGCCUGGUGCUCACGGGGCCCCCCAACCUGCGUCCGGCCCUGGUGGACUUAGUUGGGGCCUUCACCAAGAACGUCAGCCUGAUGAUCUGUGGAGACAUCCUGCUGGAGGAGGAAAGGUAUGUCCUGCGCAACGCAGACAGCUUGGUGAAAUGGCUGAACAAGAGGAAGGUGCGCUCGUUUUAUGCCCCCUGCACAGGAAACAGCCUUCGGGAGGGAGUGAGGCAACUGCUGCAGUCGUCUGGUUUGGGCAAGCUGAAACCGAACACACUCUUUUUGGGGUUUAAGGCCAACUGGAGGGAAUGUGACUCAGAGAAGCUGGAGGAUUACGUCAACACCAUCCAUGACACGUUUGACUGUAACCACGGCGUGUGCAUUCUAAGGAUGAUGGACGGCUUAGACGUUUCAGAGGAGCUGGAAUGUGAAGUGAACCCAGGCUUUGAGCCCGAGGACAACAUGGAACAGGACCAGAGUCCGAAGGACCAGCAGGAGAAUGUUCCAGAAGAGCAGAAGAGAACAGUGUUCCAGAACAAACAAGGGAAGAAGACCAUCGACGUGUACUGGAUCUCUGAUGACGGAGGUCUAACCCUGCUGGUGCCUUACCUGUUGACCAGGAGACGGCGCUGGCGCCAGUGCAAGGUCCGAGUGUUCAUCGUGGGCCACCAGUACAAUAUGGAGGAGGAUCGGAAGGAGAUGAUCUCUCUGCUGAAGAGGUUUCGCCUGGAUGUGCAUGAUGUCAUCGUGAUGACAGACAGCGAGAAGCCGCCCAACCCCAAAAACCUCGAGCGCUUCGAGGACACUAUCGCCCCUUUCAGGUUGAGGGAUGCACAGCAUCCUGAUGUCUCUCUACAGCAGCUGAAGAAAGACUGUCCCUGGAAGAUCUCUGACAAAGAGCUGGAGGCCCUCAGACUGAAGUCGGAGAGGAAGGUGCAUCUGAAUGAGAUCAUCCGCAGGAACUCUCAAAACUCCGCUCUGGUCCUGGUGAGCCUGCCCGUCCCCCAGACAGACUGCCCCGGGGCUCUGUACAUGGCCUGGCUGGACGUGCUGACCAGUGGUCUCCACUGCCCCACCGUGCUCAUACGAGGGAACCAGCAGAACGUCCUCACGUUCUACUGCCAGUAGAACAUCCUCACAUUCUACUGCCAGUAGAACAGUCUCCAAGAGAACCGGACGUGUAACUGGUGACUAGCGACCGAAAUAGCUAUCCUUUACUGGUGAUUAGCAACGUAAUUAGCUCUUCUUUACUUGUGAUUUGUGACUCAAUUAGCUAUUCUUUACGAGUGACUGGUGACUAGUGACAUGGCUAGCUAGUUACUAAACUGUGCUUGGUUGUCAUUCUCCUACCAUCCUCAUUCCAGGGAACCAAGAAAGCAUUCUCACAUUCUACUGACAGGACACAUGCAACUUUCUCAUUUCAAAUAAUUCAAUUAACAAGUAAUCUUUUUGACUUGCAUUAUUAUUAUGCCAAUAAAGUAGUGAUUGCGAACUAAUAGAUCAGUUAACAUAAUUUGUCCAUGGAGACACCGUGUGUGACGAUACCAGAUGUCGUAGCUGUGAAAAGGUGUGACCCAAUCCCACUGUGAUGACAGUCUAACCAGUUUCACCAGAAACUAACAACUCCACUGAUCCUUACAGUUGUUGACAGGUGUUUGUUGUCAUGUCGACCAAAAUGGUUGUUGCCAUGAGUAGUUACUGUACGUACAGUUUUCAGUUUUAUUGUAAACGUGGUGUGUCUAACCUUUUAAUCUGUGUACCCCAAAUUAUAGUUUAUAUACUAUGCUACAAUGUACUUCAUACAAUUAAAGAUGCUUAUUUUUAUGAGGUGAAUGUAUUAAUUUAAGGUUGUGCUCUGCAGUCAUGUACCUUAUGUGCUUAUACCUGCUGGACAAUCAAUGAUCUAAUGUUGUAUGCAUUCCUUAUCACCAAUGAUUUGUAUUUUUCACAUUGAAAAGGUAGACUAGAGAGUGUGACGUCAACACAUUGGUUUCACUUUCCGUCUAAUCUGACUUGCACUUUCUUUGUUGAUGUGAUUAAAUGAAUCAAAGCCUUGUGUUGUAUUGGAAUAUACUGUAUAAUAAAUAAAUACAUAAGAGUGCUGCUAUA